Astyanax mexicanus (Mexican tetra) is the source of this 2159-nucleotide messenger RNA. Its product is annotated as mitochondrial carrier homolog 2-like. The coding region runs from base 391 to 1269 and encodes 292 amino acids. Gene Ontology annotation, biological process: positive regulation of apoptotic process. Gene Ontology annotation, cellular component: membrane; mitochondrion. Lineage: Eukaryota; Metazoa; Chordata; Actinopteri; Characiformes; Acestrorhamphidae. The record is from RefSeq and is a predicted model, not a curated record. The transcript has 12 exons.
UUAUUUAUCUACUGGUAUUGAUUCUGACAUUUUAAUACAUGUUAUUGCUGCCCAAAUUCUGGUCUCAUUUCUUCCAUGUGUAUUGCUCCUAGAGCGAACCUAACUGGUCCUAGAGUUAUCCUAAUUAUUUUAUCAAGUAACACUCAUUGUAGUGGUCGUGUAAUUGGGUCUAUAUAUCUGUGGUGCUACAUUUGUAUAUUGGUUAAACAUUAUAUUUAAGGUCCGAAUAAAAACGACCGCUGUGAGAACUGCCUUGUUCUUUGUUUACUUCCGUUCAGAGGGGGAGCCAAGACAUGACGUGGACAAAGUGGGCGGGACUGGACGCGCUGGACGUCCAACUCCGCCUUCCCGCAGGCUGCAGUCAGUACUUGGGAUUAGCCAGGCUCGCUGAUGGCGGACACGUGUGGCCAAGUACUCCUGGGGUCCGGGCUAACGGUCCUUUCCCACCCGCUUAUGUACAUCAAGGUGCUGGUGCAGGUGGGACAUGAACCUCUUCCACCCACUCUAGGCCGGAAUUUGUUUGGCAGACAGGUGUAUCAGCUUCCAGGCCUAUUUGCUUAUGCAAAACACAUAAUAAAGAUCGAUGGAAAAUCCGGCCUGUUCAACGGCCUCGCCCCCAAUCUUGUUGCAAGGACCAUUGGCACUGUUGUUCAGAGAAAAGUGUUGCAGGUUAUGAGCAGUAGCCAGAAGAAAGAGGAAGGCUCGUUGCCACAUGUAAUCAAUGAGACAACCAAGGAGAUGAUCGCACGCUCCUGUGCCACAAUAGUCACACACCCAUUCCAUGUGAUCACCCUUAGAUGCAUGGUCCAGUUUAUUGGAAGAGAAGCAAAGUACAGUGGUGUCUUUGACUCCAUCAUCACAGUCUACAGAGAAGAGGGAAUCCUUGGAUUUUUUGCUGGCCUCAUCCCACAUCUUGUUGGGGAUGUUCUCUCUCUGUGGAUCUGCAACUUGCUCGCUCAUCUCAUCAAUACAUACGCAAUAGAUGACUCAAUGAGUCACACAGAUGAAAUAAAGAACUGCUCCCAGGCUGUGACCGGGUUUUUCGCCAGUAUGCUGACAUAUCCAUUUCUAUUGGUGUCCAACCUGAUGGCAGUUAAUAACUGUGGGUUGGCUGGCGGUCUACCACCCUAUGCUGCCGUUUACCCCACCUGGCUUGACUGCUGGAGUCACCUAAGCCGGGAGGGCAAUAUGAGCAGAGGCAACAGUUUAUUCUUCAGAAAGUUACCAGCGGGGAAGACAUAUGCCAUUGAACAGAAGCGAUUUUUCUGAAUGGGACGCCAACAGUGUGGUCUUUAAUUGUGUUAAUAUAAAUGAAUUGGCCUGAUGGCCUUGGUCUGGGAACUCCUAAUCCUUUGUAUGCACUUGUUUACGAUUACUUUUUUUUUUUCUUUUAAUAAUCUGUUUUGGUCAGCUUCUAAAAUUAUUGUUACAUCUUACAGAAGUUUUUUUUUUCUCUCCAUUUUGUUCACCAAAAGUUUGAUUUAAGAACAUACAGAGAUUUAUUUUAAUAUGUAGAGAUUUGUAUACAUACCCUGAGAAAACAGACCUCAGUGGAAGUGUUUUAAAAUCAGACCGGCUUUUGACAGUAAAUAAUAAAGAGCCAAAAUACAAUGCCACUGAAUCGCCCUAAGAAAAAACAAAUAAAUGAAAUAAAUAGAUUUAAACAGUCUCUCUUAACCCCGUUCCCAUUGCUUCCUGUAUCUGAUGGGAAGGAGCUUAUGACUCAUGUACUUGUUGCCCAGCCAUCAUCCAUACUGACUGACUGACAGACUGAUUGACUGACCGAUUGAUUGAUUGAUUGUUGGACUAAUAGAAAAGUUUCUCCUGUGCUGGAAAUGUGCAUGUAGCUGUUGAACUGAGUUUUGUUUAAUGGCAGCCUGGCUGUCUGCCUGCUGCCUGUGUAUGCCCACGUGUGUUCUCAUGCAGCCCAAGAAGCUGAGACUCAUGUGAGUGUGGGUCCAGGUUUGGGCCGUGGAGGAAACGCCCACAAACAGCUGAAACGGGUAGGAGUCUAUGAAGUCCACUGGGACGAGCAAGGUGUGGUAGGAACUCCCUCUCCCUCCUCCUGCUCUCCUCGGCUCCUUACCUGUUCAGAUGCAGUCGGGUCGUAUAUUUGUACUAACAUUCUAUUUGAUCCAAAUAAAUUUAAGUAUGCCUUU